Messenger RNA from Pichia membranifaciens NRRL Y-2026, 1077 nucleotides. RefSeq lists its product as hypothetical. Lineage: Eukaryota; Fungi; Ascomycota; Pichiomycetes; Pichiales; Pichiaceae. The coding region runs from base 1 to 1077 and encodes 358 amino acids. The record is from RefSeq and is a predicted model, not a curated record. The transcript has a single exon.
AUGUCCGGACUUCUAUCCGACUCCACAAAUUCCAUUCUGGAUCCAGAACAGUCUUUUACAAGGCAGCAGGAUCUUUAUGGAUCCAUACGGCCAUCUCCAAUGAAAUCUGAAAAAUCUGCAAUUGAGUUGCCAAAGUUAGACGGUAAGCUGGUCUUGCCAAAGCAACGGAAAAGGUCUAACUCAAUGGAUGCCAGAUCUGAAACUCCCAGCAACAAGUCAAGAGACUUGAAAGCGAGACAACUUCAAAGACCUUCAACUUGUGGAAAAGAGAACUUGAGAAACUUUUCUACACCUUUGCCAUUGAAGGUCGGCUCUUUACACGAUACCCCCUUCCCUACUCUUACCCCUGAUACCCCUCAAUAUGUUGAUUUAGUUGCCAACAUCAACAAAGAUGACAAUGAGAAAAACAACGCUUCCCUAAAUUCACUACAGCAAACUCCCCCUAUAAGUAAUUCGAAGGUGACAUCACCGAUAUCUGUGCGAUGCUUUUCCACGCCCCUGGCGGAUAUAAGAUCAGGCUCGGCAGUAAAGACUGCUGUUCAGAUCAAGCUUCACCAGCUUUCUUCAGACAAGUAUCUUGAAGAGCAAGAACGUCAACUACAGCGUGAGAUACUAAAAUAUCAAUCGGAGAUCAAUUUGAUGAAAAAGUUGAAAAAGUAUAGGGAAACAAACGAUACCGAGAAACUUGAUCGAUUAAUCGACAAAUGGAGAGAUAUUGCUGCCAAAGGCUCAAAUUAUCUUUAUAAUGAAGCUAGAUUGAAAAUAAGUAGGAUGGGUGGUCUGGAUGAAUUCAGAAAAAAGCAAAAGAAAACCAAGCUACGGAAAAUGAAGUUUGAGUAUGACGAGAGUUUGCUUUAUAGGAUUGAAGAAUACAUGGAAAGUGAGGAGUAUAAGAAUCUAGACAAUUAUGAAAAGGAAGAGGUCAUUUCUCGGAAGAGAGAAAUUGAAGAAAUGAGUGAAAAAAUAGAAAAUGGAGACUUUCUCUCCGACAAUGAUGAUGAUGAGGAAGAUGAGUUAACCAUGAAAGAACUAUACAAGCAGCUGGGGUUGGAUUACGAUUUGGUGUAUGAGUCCUGA